AUGUUGACUUUUUUGACCAAAAACAAAAAUGAUUUAAUUUAUUUAGGACUUCUUUUAUUCAGUGUAUUUAUUGGACCGUAUUAUAGAAAUAUUAGCUCAAUACAAACAAAAAAAUGGUUUGGUGCAGUCCUCGGUCUUUCUCUAAUAACAGUUGUUUCUGGAUAUAGCGCCAUUCACCCAAUUUUAUCAGCAAUUCUCGGUAUAACUGCCAUAAAAUUAGCUACAGUUAGAUACUGUCAUAUCGUUUCAUUUUUUCUUAUUUUUGGUUACUUAUUUUUCUUUCGGCUGGCAGAUAAAUUUGGAUUACCACUGUCAUCGGGUCAGACAAAUUUAAUAGAAAUGAUCAUAGUUUUACGAGUUGUUGGAGUUGCAUUUGAAAUAAAUGGAUCUUGGAUAGCGGUAGGAAAGGCAAAGAAGCAGGAUCAUGAGGAUAAAAAUAAAACUGACUCUAAAGGAGUAUCGGACAAGGAUGAUGAAUUUCUUGAACUCAUUAACCCAAGUUUUACAGAUUUGUUUCAUUAUUCUUUUAACUAUGUGGGGUUACUUACAGGUCCAUACUACAGAUACAGAACAUUUGAUGAUUACUUUCACUUGCCCUUCAGCAAGUAUGUUGACUGCACUGGAUUUACAAUUAACACAUUGAAGAUAGUUCCAUUAUAUGUCUCUCUUUAUCUAGCUUUAUCUAAUGUUUGGCCUUUAGAGUAUGUGCUGUCAGAAGAUCAUAAUAACAGGAGCUUUCUCUAUAGAAUGCUGUAUCCAUGGGCACUGUUUGCUGCAUUUAGGCAGCGUAUUUAUUCUGGUAUGACAUUAGCCGAGAGUGUUUGUACAUCAGCUGGUCUUGGAGCUUAUCCUGUGCAGGGCAGAAAUAGAACUGGCCAUGGCCCCACUGUAGGAUACUUGCGACUUAAAAAAAUGUCUGAAGAAGAGGCAAAAAUUACUCAGUAUGAUUUUAAUACAGUUGAAUCCAUGGAUGUGUGGGGCUGUGAGACUGUUGUUACUUUACGUGAUUCCAUGAAGGUUUGGAAUAAGGCUGUGCAAUAUUGGGUUGCUAUGGUUGUUUAUAAGAGGUUUCCUGUGAAGGCAUUGAAGAUACAUGCCGCAUUAUUUGUGUCAGUUAUAUGGCAUGGAUUUCAUGCUGGUUAUUUCUUUUGUAUUUACUUCUGCCCUUUUUAUUUAAUGGCAGAGGAUAUAUACUACAAACUUUAUUACAAGGAUGCUACAGGAAUGAAAAAGAAAAUUAUAGGUUUUGUGAUGUGGUUCCUAAGAUCUCACUCGGAAUCUUAUCAAGCUGCUGCAUUUCUACUUUUAACAUUCGAUAGGAUCUGGGUAUACUAUUCAUCAGUGUAUCAUUAUUGGUAUGGAGUGUGGUUCGCAUUUUUGAUACUUGGUCUGAUAUUAAAUCAUAUUCAUAAACUUAGGAGACCGAAAAAUAUUCUAUAUGAUAAUCAAAAUAUGCGCGAAACAGAAAAUAAGAAAUAA
Messenger RNA from Parnassius mnemosyne (clouded apollo), 1479 nucleotides. NCBI's taxonomy places the organism in Eukaryota, Metazoa, Arthropoda, Insecta, Lepidoptera, Papilionidae. The record is from the annotation of a GenBank genome assembly.